AUGGACCGCCAGCAAUAUCGAAGGCUGUUAAAGAAGAUGCGCAUGCCCUUUGUGAGAGGUCCUGAGAACAGACACGACUUUGCCAGCUUUGAAGAGAAAGACAGUAAAUCUUUCCUUAAAUUCAACCCGUACACCUGUGCAGGAGAGCCGAAUUACCCUUUAUUCCCACAUCGGGAUGAUGUGUCUUUAGUAGAUCCUUGCUCAGGUUUUGUGAGUCCAGGAGCUGAUGCUGAACUCCAGCCCUACGCCGGAAGAGCCGUCGAGUCCCUGGUGGACUACAGUGAUGUGAAACCUCAUCAGCGGGUCCCUGCCUCGGGAGAGAGAGGCCAGGCUGCCCACAGGAGGCGGCUGAUCCUCCUGGAGGAAACCAGCUGGGAUGGAAGGUGGAACUCCAGGGCCGUGCCAGCUGCUUCUGUCAGGGCACGACUUGGAGGUUGGAAGACUCUGGUUGAAGAUGCUUCUGCUUUACCAGACCAAAACCAUAUUUUUGCAUUUCAUGUGAAUCCCACUCUCAAGAAAUCAAAUGAUCUUUCUGCAAGGUGGAGAGAAGAAAAAGCAAGGAAGUAUUUCUACAGUUCAAGUACUCAAAGAGGUUAUGAAGAAGUUCCUUGGGAUAAUAUUUUGCCUCCCAAAAUCCAGCCACCGGAAACAACAGUAGAAGUGAUGGCUGAUCCUGUUUCCCAGUAUUUCACAAGAAAGAGAUACAAUUCUGAGUCUGAAUUAAGCCAAGUUGUUGGAGGCCUCUGGGACAGAUUUCAGACAAGAUCUUUUACCUCUCCACAGAGACCUGUUGUUUUUGUAAGCCCAAGCUCUCGAACCUGUCAUAUCCCUUCCUAUACUGGCUGUGUUGGUGCAGUAAAUUUUGAAGACAUUGACAAUGCCAGCGUGGACUUAAUCACACUUGGUCAUGUGCGAAGUUCAAAGCCUCGCUACACAAACUCUGCACACACUCCAAAUAUCCCUGGGUACACUGGCAAGGUUCAUUGGACAGCAACCCACCCAGCCAAUUCUAAUGUUCCAUCAACAACCCCAUCGAUAAUUGCACGAAUGCAGGGAUACAUAGCAGAGCAUGGACACUCAACUCAAUACAAUCACCAGGGUCCUUUCUCCCAAAUGCUUACUCCAGUUAGUCCUCAGAACUCUUUCAAAAAGAUACCACAACAAACUAUUAAAGUUUAAGAAGCAUCAGACCUUUU
Molecule: messenger RNA, 1196 nt
Organism: Tinamus guttatus (white-throated tinamou)
Lineage: Eukaryota; Metazoa; Chordata; Aves; Tinamiformes; Tinamidae
Gene: SPMIP7
Product: sperm microtubule inner protein 7
Source: RefSeq, a predicted model, not a curated record